Molecule: messenger RNA, 3245 nt
Organism: Cyprinodon tularosa
Lineage: Eukaryota; Metazoa; Chordata; Actinopteri; Cyprinodontiformes; Cyprinodontidae
Product: P2Y purinoceptor 3
Exons: 2
Coding region: 623-1969 (448 amino acids)
Biological process (GO): G protein-coupled receptor signaling pathway
Cellular component (GO): membrane
Molecular function (GO): G protein-coupled receptor activity; oxysterol binding
Source: RefSeq, a predicted model, not a curated record
GGUUUAACUGCCAGAGCGACUAAAUUCAUUUGGUUUAAGUGACAGAGGUUUAUAGCUGAUCAGAGGAACCGGCUGAUAAGGAAUGACAAUACCAGGAAGCUAAAUGGUUCAGUUAAUGGCUAAGAUUAAAUAAUGGAACUACAGAAACUGAAGCACGCCAAGCGAGCUGUUUGUCCAUCAAUGUUUACACGGAUUCUGGACGGAUUUGAUUGUUUCUGACUGUUUGCUCCACAGAGCAGGUCUGAAUGUAAACCCUGAACCAAACGGUCCAGCAGCUGCAGCUGAACUGCUGCACAGAGAGACGAAGCUUUCCGGAGAGCUGCGUUAAUCAUUCAGGAGCUAAUGGAGCGAGACGCAGCCUUCAUCAGCAGAACAAGGCGACAGGACAUUCAGAACAAGCUCAGAACUAAUGAGUCUGUUUCCUCUGUCCAACAGGUCUGGAUCGGUCCUCAACCAACAGCCGGUUCCAUAGGUAGGCAGAUAGAUAGAUAGAUAGAUAGAUAGAUAGAUAGAUAGAUAGAUAGAUAGAUAGAUAGAUAGAUAGAUGAUAGAUAAAUAAAUAGGAGGGCUGCUAUGAUGUCAGAGGAAUCGGAAGCAGUCCACCUUUAAACCCCAGAGGUUCAUGAUGGGCCUGAACCGGGUCUCCAGCACCACUCCAUACAUCAGUUUUCUGGCUGUGGUGAGCUCCCGCCUAAACUCCUCCACCACCUCCUCCAUCCCUCCGUCUUCUUGCACCAUCGAUGAAUCCUACAAGUAUGUCUUUUUGCCCGUCUGCUACUCCCUCACCUUCGUCUUCAGCCUGGUUCUGAACUCUGUGGUUCUGCUGCGAUCAUGCCGUCCUCACGGCGCCGGAGCCGGUGGCGGGCGGCGCUGGAACACCUCUCUGAUCUACAUGGUGAACCUGGCCACCACAGACCUGAUGUAUGGCCUGUCGCUGCCCUUCCUGGUUGCCAGCUACGUGCUGAGGGACCACUGGGUGUUUGGGGACUUCAUGUGCCGCCUUGUACGAUUCCUAUUCUACUUCAAUCUCUAUUGCUCCAUCUUCUUCCUCACCUGCAUCUCUGUGCACAGGUAUCUGGGCAUCUGUCAUCCAAUGAGGACCAUCACACUAGAGAGCAAGCGGGUGGUGAAGGGGACCUGUGCCUCAGUGUGGCUUGUGGUCUUCGUACUCACCUGUCCUAUCUUCAGGUUUGCACAGACAGGAGAAGUUACGAGGGGAGGCACAAGAGCUGUUGGACCAGAGGAGAUGGAACUUGGAGACAACAGGACUGAGGAAAAGUAUAUGAACUGCUGGGACGAUGCCAUCGAUAAGGACUUUGCUGAAUAUGUCCCAUAUGGCAUUGUCCUUCAUCUCAUAGGCUUCUUUGUGCCCUUCGUCAUUAUCGCAUGGUGCUACUCUCAGGUGGUUCGGACAAUAUUCCAGAGCCUGCAGUCUCCGCACAGCUCAAUAGAGGGUGGUGAGGAUGGAGCAGUUGGGGAUGGAGGAGUUGAAGGAUCUCGAGAUCGGGAGAGAACUUCAGUUUCCAUCUCUGGCUCCCAGUACUCGCACUACACCAGGAGAAGGCGUAAAUCCAUCAAAACCAUUGUGACAAUUACGCUGCUUUUUGCACUCUGCUUCUUGCCCUUCCAUGUGACUCGGACAUUGUUCCUGCUCCUGCGGCGAGGGCAGCUUGGUGGCUGCAACGCGAUGAAGACCGUCUCCAUCUGCUACAAGGUCACAAGGCCACUAGCGUCUUGCAACGCCUGGCUCAACGCCCUGCUCUACUUCCUGACGGGAGAUAAGGGCACCCCCUGUUGUUGGCCAGCAGAACGGAGAGUUCACCAGGACAGGAAAAAUGGCACCUUAUGGUGGCCUUUAACGAUACUGAAAAAGGAAGGACCAGGAGAGGAAGACCAGGAGGCAGCAGAGAAGGUUGAGGGAGAGCUGCAGAUAGAGGAUGAAUCCAAGUCUUCACGAAUCAUCUUCUAGGACGAUUCAAAAGAAAAUGUUCUUCAAGCUGCUAGCACAAUGCUAAACAUCAUCAGCUCCAACAAGCCAAGGUUAUAUCAAAACAUCUGUCAACUAACAUUAACAGCCAUUUUGUUCCCAGCAGAGCUCUCUUCAACCUUCAUGUGUGUUCCUGGUCCAACAAAUGUGAAUCAGAUGGUUGGAUUAAUUCCUUGGAUUGCAGCAAAGUUAUGUAGAGUCCUGUUAACAAUCCAGGCAUUCAGUUUAAGUGUGUUGAUGCUUAGACAUCUGAAGACCACAACCUGGAGACUGCUGCUCUACAGAGAUGAAAGCUGCCCUGUUUUAACAAUGUGAACAUGAUGAGGCUGUCUGCUCUGCAUUGACCUGGAGAUACCACCCCCAUAAACUAUUUUACUCUUACCAUCAACAGACAGCACUGUUAGAGAACAGCAACCUUCUGCAUCAUCAGCUCAGACUGGUGAAACAACCUUCCUGACUUAAACCCAGGAUUGAGCUCUACUUUUCUUUAUAAGAGUCACAAUCUGCUGUUUUACUUAAACAAUUCCUAUGAUUUUGUCAUUUAAUUCAUGUUAAAUCAUUUGAGGGAGAAAUUUUUUUUAUUAGAGCUCAUUAUGACCCUUUUCCAUACCGCUACGCACAAAAUUUGACUUAUCUGUAUUCUUGUUCAUGUAGCGUAUGUAGUGUUAGCAGCAUUAGCAGCUAGCCAUGGUUGGUUUACCAUCUUAUCCAGGUCUCUUACACAAUAAGUAACAAGUUAUCCAAUUAGCAAAAUGUACUGACUGCCUCAGGUGAUUCCCUGAUUGGUGGAAGAGAGAUGGGAAUUGAGAUAGCGAAGUAGGGUAAUUUUAGUGCCCUUCUAGUAAAUAUGUAAAGGAAAAGGGCUAAAAUCAAGCUAGUAGAACUGUUCUAAAUCUGAACAAAAAAAACAAAAAAAAAACACAUGAAAAAAAAGCACUCCAGAUAUUGCAGGAAGCUUUCAUUGAAGCGCAACAACACACUUAACAUUAGAAAGUCCGAUUUCUGUGGGAAGACUCUUUUAAACUCAACUAGGUAUUAGUUUUACAGAAUAAGACAAAUACUGAAGAAAUAUGAAGUUUCUUGAAGUUUGCCUUUAUUAUUAGCUGCAGUGAUGUUAGAAACAAACUGCUCAGAUGGAUAAACUGAGACCAGGAACAAAGUACUGUGUGUUUGAACAUUCCUGCUGUUUUGUCAAUCUCAGGUCAGUUUCAUUAUUUUGUGUGUUUUGGUGUUUUUGUUUAAGAAUUAAAGUGUGUUU